Molecule: messenger RNA, 1734 nt
Organism: Melospiza georgiana
Lineage: Eukaryota; Metazoa; Chordata; Aves; Passeriformes; Passerellidae
Exons: 10
Coding region: 1-1734 (577 amino acids)
Biological process (GO): regulation of axonogenesis; protein phosphorylation; regulation of MAPK cascade
Cellular component (GO): cytoplasm
Molecular function (GO): ATP binding; protein serine/threonine kinase activity; nucleic acid binding
Source: RefSeq, a predicted model, not a curated record
AUGCUUCCUGCAGGCCGGGUGGUCCUCAUUGUGGAUCUGAAGGAUUGUUUUUUUUCGAUUCCUUUGCAUCCCGAUGACAGACCAAAAUUUGCCUUCUCGGUGCCAGCGAUUAACGAGGCUGAGCCCGCACAGAGAUAUCAAUGGAGGACAUUGCCUCAGGGCAUGUGCAAUUCUCCUGCCAUAUGCCAGUGGUAUGUGGCCCGUGCCUUGUCUGGAGUUCACAAGCAGUUUCCUGAUGUGCGUCUGUAUCAUUAUAUGGACGACAUUUUGGUGGCCACGUCCACCCAGGAUGAGCUGCUGAGGAUUCAGCCUCGGUUGCUUGAUGCUUUGCAUGCUCAUGGACUGGAGGUGGCUCCAGAAAAGGCUGCAGACGAGGCACAUCAGCCUCGAGCGAAGGUUCGGGUGCGGAAUUUAGUCACCAAACAGUGGGAAGGUCCCUAUGACCUUAUCGCUUCGGGGCGCGGGUAUGCUUGCGUGUCCACAGAUACUAGGGUGCUUCUAGAGAAAGAGCAGGAGCACACUGCCUCAUCUGAGAUGGCAUGCCAGACUCAGGGAGAGCUGUUCCCUGCCCGAGAGCAGGAAGAGCAGCUCAGGCAGCAGGUGGAAGAGCCACAGGAGAAUGGCCAGAACAUCAAGGCAGAGCCUCAAACAGAGCUGCCCGAAGCUCAGAGUGACAUCAUGGCAGUGAAGAGAAAGAACAAGGAAGACAUGGGAAGAAUUCAAGAGGAGAAUCUCCUUCAGCAGAGGGGCGAUCAACAAAACCAGGUGAAUGAAAGAGUGGCAGCCACUCCACUCAUGAAACAUCCUCUCUUUUGUUUGUUAGAGAACAUGAAGGAACAGCUGGAUGCAGAGCUUCAGAUAGCUCACAGUAUGAUCAAGGCAAGGCAUAAGCGGCUGGAGGAAGAAAUGAAAAUCAUCAGAGAGAAACUUAAUCGCUUCCGUCAGUCUCUGCAACACCAAGUGGCAAUAAAAAAAAUAAAUCUUCAAGGAGUGAGGAGGAAGGAGCUAACCUUUAAUGAAAUAAUGAUUAUGAAGAGGUAUAGGAGUCCCAAUGUUGUGAAUUAUUUAGACAGCUACCUUCUGGGCGAGGAACUCUUGCUGGUUAUAGAGUACAUGGAUGGAGGCAUCCUGAGCGAUAUCGUCAGCCAGACCUGCCUGUCUGAAGAUGAGAUGGCAGCCUUCAGUCGGGAGUGCCUGCAAGGACUGGAUUUUCUUCAUUCAAAUGAUGUGAUCCAUCGAGACGUGAAGAGCGACAACAUCCUUCUCAGAACGGACGGCUCUGUCAAAUUGGCUGAUUUUGGCCUCUCUACUCAGCUCACCCCUGAGCAGAGCAGACGGUGCUCGCUAACCGGGACUCCUUGGUGGAUGGCACCUGAAGUGGUGACAGGUCAACCAUAUGGCCCCAAAGUGGACAUAUGGUCUUUGGGAAUUGUGGGAAUUGAAAUGAUAGAACAAGAACCUCCUUACUUGGGCGAAAGUUCUGGCACGGCUACACACCUGAUAGCCACAGUAGGGACCCCACAGCUGCGGCAGCCCAAGCUCCUCUCGGCUUUGCUGCGUGACUUCCUGAGCUGCUGCCUGCAGACAGAUGAGGAGCAGCGCUGGUCUGCCAAGGAUCUCCUGCAGGAAAUGUACCCAUCUGGGGAAGUGCCCUUGGCAGAGAGGGGCUUGAUUCCCAAGGAAACUGCUUCCCCAGGAGCCCCUAGUGAGACAGGUGCAAGUGUCUCCAUUUGA